UGAUAUUGAAAUAGUUGGAUACAAAUCAAAGGUGCAAGAGUGUAUACGCUAUAUGCCAUCUUCCGACGCGGCGUUUAUUAUCUAGCUUUACACUUAUAGUCACCUAACACGUACACUCCUAACAUAUCGAACUUAGGUAUCACAUUAUAUUUUGUGGCCCAUGUAUUGUCUUGCACGCCGGAGUCAACCGCUGAAUUCACACAUUCUAUCUCCGUCAGGUAUCCAUCCUCAGUUGCUUACUUAUAGGAAUUUAGUGGCGGCUAGGGGGCGCCCGACACCUGCGUCCAGCAUGCGGCUAUACGUAAUGGAUGGGCGUUGCGUGAUGUCAUCUACGAGCGCCACGGCGCGACGUAAUCACUCAGCAGGUCCGCGAUGGAGGUAAACAGAGACGAGGCGAAGCGCUGUGUUGAGAUUGCUGUCGCGGCGCUCAAAAACAAGCAAGCGGACAAAGCCGUGAGGUUUUUAGAAAAGGCACAAAGGCUGUUUCCGACUGACGAUGCGAAGGUUCUGUUGGAGUCCAUCACAAAGAAUGGGCAGCCAUGCGGGACAGAGAGUACACCAGGAGGCAGCGAUGGCCCAGGGCCACGACACCGGAGAACCAGGCCAGACAGCGGCACGGCCCCCGAGGAGAAGGCCACAGACUCUGGCAAAUCCUACACCCCAGAUCAGCUGGAGGCUGUCAAAAGGAUAAAGCAGUGUAAAGACUAUUACGAGAUCCUGGGAGUGAACAAAGAUGCCACUGAGGACGAUCUUAAAAAGGCUUACAGAAAACUGGCACUGAAAUUUCACCCAGACAAAAACCAUGCCCCAGGUGCCACUGAGGCCUUUAAAGCUAUCGGAAAUGCCUACGCUGUCCUCAGUAACGCUGAGAAGCGGAAGCACUACGACAAGUUUGGUGGGGAGAAAGCGCACCCAUCCCGACAGGGCCACACUGAUGAGUUUGAGGCAGACAUUUCACCCGAAGAUCUAUUCAACAUGUUCUUCGGCGGCGGCUUCCCAUCUAGCAACGUCCACGUUUACAGCAACGGCAGGAUGCGGUACACCUUCCAGCAGCGGCCCGAGCGCCGGGAGCAGCAGAGGGAUGGGGGUCUGGCCCUGUUCGUCCAGCUGAUGCCCAUCCUCAUCCUGGUGGUGGUCUCGGCCGUCAGUCAGAUGAUGGUGUCCAACCCACCCUACAGCCUCAGCCUUAGGCCGUCGUCGGGCCACAUUCACAAACGGCUGACGGAGACUCUGAGGGUGCCUUACUACGUGGGAGACCACUUCACUAAGGAAUACAGCGGCGUGAACCUGAAGAACGUGGAGAGGAACGUAGAGGAUGACUACAUCUCUAACCUCAGAAACAAUUGCUGGAAGGAGAAACAGCACAAGGAGGGCCUGCUGUAUCGAGCUCGGUACUUCGGCGACAGCGACCUGUACCAGAGGGCACAGAAGAUGGGCACCCCAAGUUGCUCCAAGCUGUCUGAAAUCCAGACCAUGUUACAUGGUUAAAAAAAAAAAAAAAAAAACUCCACCUCACUUGCCACAAAACGUAGGUGCGCCAAAAUUGGCCAAACUCCACCUCACCCUGUAAAUGCCCUUCAAGACUGUGAGAGGCUAUGAACGUUUUAUUCCAGUCAACAUUGUAGUGAUCGUUUUAGUGUAAGAUAUGUUGUCUACUUUUUUUUUUUCCUCACGAGAUGUUUUUCGUUUAUUGAUUUCAUUGUUGCUAUUUUAUGAAAUAUUAUUAUUUUAUUAUUAUUAAACAAAUAAUAAGAAGCUGCUGGGUCUCCUGAGCCCCAGAAAAGAUAAA
Molecule: messenger RNA, 1789 nt
Organism: Paramormyrops kingsleyae
Lineage: Eukaryota; Metazoa; Chordata; Actinopteri; Osteoglossiformes; Mormyridae
Gene: dnajb12b
Product: DnaJ heat shock protein family (Hsp40) member B12b
Biological process (GO): cellular response to misfolded protein; methylation
Cellular component (GO): endoplasmic reticulum membrane
Molecular function (GO): nucleic acid binding; Hsp70 protein binding; methyltransferase activity
Source: RefSeq, a predicted model, not a curated record